CAACCACAGCCCCUUUCAUUUCUAGCUUUGCUGAUCUCCAUUUUCUUCAGCCCGAUAUUCAGGAAAAGAGGAGCUAAGACUUUGAAAAAUGAAUGAAGAAUACGACGUUAUCGUUCUGGGGACUGGACUGACGGAAUGCAUCCUGUCGGGGAUCAUGUCAGUGAAGGGGAAGAAGGUUCUGCACAUGGACCGUAACUCCUACUAUGGGGCCGAGAGCGCCUCCAUCACGCCCCUGGAAGACCUCUACAAGCGCUUCAGCAUUCCAGGGAGCCCGCCAGACUCCAUGGGGAAAGGCCGUGACUGGAAUGUUGACCUCAUCCCCAAGUUCCUCAUGGCCAACGGCCAGCUGGUCCGCAUGCUGCUGAUCACACAGGUCACACGCUACCUGGACUUCAAGGUGAUUGAGGGCAGCUUUGUCUACAAGAAGGGAAGCAUCUACAAAGUCCCCUCCACCGAGACUGAGGCUCUGGCAUCCAGUCUGAUGGGGUUGUUUGAGAAACGACGCUUCCGGAAGUUCCUGGUGUUCGUCGCCAACUUUGAUGAGAAUGACCCCAAGACCAUGGAGGGCGUGGACCCCAAAAAGACCACGAUGAGAGACGUAUUCAAGAAGUUCGACCUGGGCCAGGACGUCAUCGACUUCACCGGCCACUCUCUCGCCCUCUACCGCACAGACGAAUACCUGGACCUGCCCUGCAUGGACGCGAUAAACCGGAUCAAGCUAUACAGCGAGUCCCUGGCCAGAUAUGGCAAGAGCCCCUACCUUUACCCCCUCUACGGCCUGGGAGAACUGCCCCAAGGGUUUGCCAGAUUAAGUGCCAUCUACGGAGGGACCUACAUGCUGAACAAGCCCAUCGAGGAGAUCGUCAUGGAGGACGGGAAGGUGGUGGGAGUCAAGUCUGAGGGAGAGAUCGCACGCUGCAAGCAGCUGAUCUGUGACCCCAGCUACAUCAUGGACCGCGCCACCAAGGUGGGUCAGGUGAUGCGGGUCAUCUGCAUCAUGAGCCACCCCAUCAAGAACACCAGCGAUGCCAACUCCUGUCAGAUCAUCAUCCCCCAGAACCAGGUCAACAGGAAGCACGACAUCUACGUGUGCAUGGUCUCCUUCGCACACAACGUUGCCGCCCAGGGCAAGUACGUGGCCAUCGUGAGCACCACGGUGGAGACCAACGACCCCGAGAAGGAGAUCAAACCGGCCCUGGACCUGCUGGAGCCUGUCGAGCAGAAGUUUGUGAGUAUCAGCGAUCAGUACGCACCAACUGAUCCUGGGGCUGACAGCCAGAUUUUCAUCUCCCGUACCUAUGAUGCAACAACUCACUUUGAGACCACCUGCGACGACAUCAAGGACAUCUACAAGCGGAUGACGGGGACAGACUUUGACUUUGCCGAGAUGGAGCGCAAGAAGAACGACAUCUUCGGCGACGCUGCUGACCAGUAGAGAUCAAAGAGUCUGCCACACUCCUGAAUAUCCAUUAAUGUCGCUGACAACGAAAAUCUUAAAGAAAAAAAAAAGAGAAAAAAAAAAAGUCAAAGAUGGCUUGUCGGAUGAUACAAGUAUAUGUUUUGCUCAUCAAGGAAGUUCAUGAUAUAGAGUUAUAUUAUAGCAUUGCUGGAAAGGGGACAGGGUGGAAGUUAUGCUUUUUAUAACCAAGUUCAGACAAAUAUUGCACUGAAUACUGGUUAAUACCCUUCAUUUUUACUCAUCAUGUAACCACAGUCCGCCUCGGGUAGGCGAGGGAUACAUAGUCCAAAGAUGCAAAAUCAAUUGAUCAGUAACAUACAAAACAUCACCACAGAUUUGUAAUUUUAGUUGUGGGUGAAAAAUCAAUGUGUUCAUGUGCUGAAAGAGUUACCAUGUAAAAGCAUAAGUGUUUGGGAGCUGUGGAAUAUAUGAACAGUUGUGUCUUAUCGUCUAAACGAGUGUGGUUGUCUUUUUGGGAGGAAGUAGUGGAGUGGCUUGGCUUCUUCCAUUUGUACUCCAGCAGUCAUUCCUACCAAGCUAGCAUAGCACACUUGCUCCACAAACACCAACAAACUGUGUGAGGAGGUAAUACUUCAGUAACCAGCUUAAAUGAAUAACAGUAUCUGGGAUGCCUGGUGGUCAUGGGGGACUAUUUUGUUGUAUUUUUGUAUUGUCUCUCAUCUCCAAUCUUAGCCCAGUCCUGGGCAAGGCAUUAUGCUAUUCUUAAGCCAAGCCACUAGGUGAGUGUAGUCCAGCAAAAAAAGCAAACUUCCUGUUCCAGUUUGCAGCAGCUUGAGUAACUGCAAUGUAUCAGAGGAGACUUAUUUCCUUUUACUUAAAGAUGAAAAGAUCCAAGCUGUGCAAAGCAGGUUGGGGAAUAUGUGAUAAAGUUGACUGUAAUUGCUUUAGAAGGACCAAAUGUCUACUAUGGCAGUAUUGAUAUGACAAGGGCCGUGUAAUAAUGUCACCAUUGUUUUAAAAGAUUAUGAAACAUAUUGGGCCCAAAUGAUUUCUGUACUGCUAAGUAAAUAAAGUUGUGAAAAAAUA
Molecule: messenger RNA, 2506 nt
Organism: Hypomesus transpacificus
Lineage: Eukaryota; Metazoa; Chordata; Actinopteri; Osmeriformes; Osmeridae
Product: rab GDP dissociation inhibitor beta-like
Exons: 11
Coding region: 89-1435 (448 amino acids)
Biological process (GO): small GTPase-mediated signal transduction; protein transport; vesicle-mediated transport
Cellular component (GO): cytoplasm
Molecular function (GO): Rab GDP-dissociation inhibitor activity
Source: RefSeq, a predicted model, not a curated record